Peniophora sp. CBMAI 1063 is the source of this 1299-nucleotide messenger RNA. The record is from the annotation of a GenBank genome assembly. Lineage: Eukaryota; Fungi; Basidiomycota; Agaricomycetes; Russulales; Peniophoraceae.
AUGGGUUCUAGUGGUAGUCCCGCCGACUGGAUCUCCACCCUGGUCAAGACCCGGCACCAGCGCGGCAUACUGCACCGCGUACUCCCUCUCGAGGAUCUCUCGAGACGCGUCUCAUUGAUCACCACUCGCUUCAACAAUGGUGCCGUUCACAAUUGUCCCGACAUGUAUCGCAAUCUUGUCAAGUCUUACUAUCUCGACGGAGAUACUCCUCCAACCAUCCCUAUCAUUCCCGGCGCCAUCGCCUUCUUUGCCAACCCCAACCCCCCUCACGAACCUGCUCCACUUUCGACACCCAAGUAUGAGUGCACGAAGAGAAAGUUGUGGCAUGCCCUGGACGUGGAGGUAGAGGAUGAAACCUGUAUCGUCCCUUUGGCCGCCUACGUGCCGUACAAAGACCAGAGUUAUGGGCGUACCCGAAGCGUUCUCAGCCGCGUCGACCCUCUUCCUUUCUGGGUCGUUCCGCGUGCUGGUGGUCUGGGCAUUCCAGUGGAGACGAGAGACCGUUUAGACCUGCAUCACGGCGAUGUGGUCUUUAGGAAUAUCGAUGGGAAUCCGAGGACCACCGUAUCUGUGAGGUUCACCUGGCCCGGAUAUGAGGCUGUCGACAAGCAAAUCCGGGUGGAUAGCAAAGGGGACGAUUCCGGCACUUACAAUCGAGUGCUGGAUGGUGUCCUUCGCGUCAUUCGGAAUUUCGUUUCUGAAAAUACGGAAACACCCUGCGAGGAUCCACUUUGGGCGGUUGGCAACUCAUUUGGUCAGAUCUCUGCUAAGAAUCUGGUUCUCCUGGCCAUAGUCGUCGUGUCAAGGGGCGCGAUUACGCCCAUUGUCCAACUGUGCGAUAGUUUGGCACCGAUAGGCCCGUCUCUACCCGAGGCAGUCGAUGUUCCCGAGCCGCUGGACGAGGCAUUCGAGACGCCCCCGACAUCUUCGGUGAUUUCACCGCCCGAAGCAUCUUCAUCGUUCACCAUGCCAUCGAUGUUGAUACCUUCAUCGGAAUUCCCGUCCACAGACACGAACCUCUUCUCCUUCGAUCCAGCCACAUAUGCAGAGUACUCGCAACCACCAUCGUUUCAAACGCCUCAAACCGUGGAUCCUGGUCACGGUCACAAUUGCAACGCGGCCUUGGACACCUUUGAUACUGCGACGCCAAUCUUGGCCCCAAGCGCUUCCACCAAGGGGUAUAGCGAUGACCAUAUGCUUGACCUCGUAUAUGACGGUCAUCCGAAUGAAGAAGACUUCGCCUACAUGGACCAGCUGAAUAAUCCCAUGGCUUACAGCGAAGAUUGGACCUGCUUUUGA